Molecule: messenger RNA, 1086 nt
Organism: Cyphellophora attinorum
Lineage: Eukaryota; Fungi; Ascomycota; Eurotiomycetes; Chaetothyriales; Cyphellophoraceae
Exons: 1
Coding region: 1-1086 (361 amino acids)
Source: RefSeq, a predicted model, not a curated record
AUGCUCGACUAUCUCAAAAGCUACUGGACACUUCGUUGGACACAACAACGUCAGUUCCACCCUAUUCCUUCCAACAUCACCCGCCACUUUGUCAAGACUGCGGCAGGCGACAUCGAGCUCCUAGUCGCUGAGCCGACUCGAAGAUCACCAGAAGCUGCCCCAAUAUUCUUCGUCCACGGUGGGAAUGGCCACGCAACCGUCUGGUUGGAAUGGAUGACACACUUAGCAGAGACGUAUGGCGCGAGAACCUACGCAUACUCGCUACGAAACCAUGGGGCGUCCUUCUCGGUAUCAUACUUUCGCAUGGUAUGGCUGACAAGCUUGGACGAUCUGGCUUCGGACCUAUCAAAUGCAGUACUCGAAGCGACAAGCCGAGAAGGCCAGGCCCCAAUCAUCGUCGCCCACUCAUCCGGUGGCGGGCUCAGCCAAUACAUCCUCAGCAAGGGCACGGUCAAAGCCAGAGCAUUGGCCCUGGUGGGCGCUGUGCCGCAUUUUGGCAACGUUCACGUCUACUUCAACUGGUUCACGAGGAUAGAUAGGUGGUUCAUGCUGCGUAACUUUGCGCAUUUCUGUCAUCCUAACAGCGGUCUGAAUACCGAUCGACUGGUGUAUAACGCGUUCUUUGGCCACGAGUAUCCUCUGAGUGAGGUAACAGAGUUUCGAAAAUGGAUGGCCAACUACGAAUGCAUGUGGUGGCCAUACAGUAUGGGUGGUAGUGGGUUUUCGAUCAAGACGCGAAAGUGGCUCUCACCAGUCGCCAUCCUGCGAAAUAUCGUGAAGUGGACUGGGGCAGAAGAUAAGGUCCUUGUCAUGAUUGGCACAGAAGAUCUCAUGAUGGGAGGCACGGAGCGGAGAAUGGUACAAGAGUUUCAGGAAGGCGUCCGGACGUUGCAGUCCGAAAAGAAGCUUGACAUUGAUGUUGCGAAGGAAAAUCUGGCCAUUGAGAAGGUUGACAAGUACGUUACUGAGGCACGGCAGGGCGGAGUCAGACUCGUCGAGGUGCUCAACGCUGGCCAUCACACACAGAACGAUGUUCAGUGGAAAGAGGCUUGCGAAGCUUUACGGCGCUUUGCCGAGCAAGCAUAA